Messenger RNA from Syngnathus acus (greater pipefish), 2505 nucleotides. RefSeq names its product poly(U)-binding-splicing factor PUF60-like. Gene Ontology annotation, biological process: alternative mRNA splicing, via spliceosome; regulation of alternative mRNA splicing, via spliceosome; mRNA splice site recognition. Gene Ontology annotation, molecular function: RNA binding. The record is from RefSeq and is a predicted model, not a curated record. Gene Ontology annotation, cellular component: precatalytic spliceosome; catalytic step 2 spliceosome. NCBI's taxonomy places the organism in Eukaryota, Metazoa, Chordata, Actinopteri, Syngnathiformes, Syngnathidae. Bases 525 to 1955 code for a protein of 476 amino acids. The transcript is spliced from 10 exons.
GCGCGGCCAGAGGAAGUGACGUAGCGUGUCCUGGCGCUGCUCCGUCACACGAGUGGCAUUCAGACGCAAACAUUCGCCCCAAAACCUCAUCAGUGGACCGAACCGAACGCUCACAGCUACAUACACGCAGAGACAGAACCUGACUGAAGCUCGAGUUUAAGGUGCUGGCCGCGUGUGCGGUAGGAACAUGAAACAUUUUCCUUCUGGAAAUUGCUCCUUCGACAGAUGCAUGCUAAGCUAACGCUAACCGAGCCACUCUGUGCGUGUCGUAGACACUGCGUGCUAAGCCUUCGUCCACGUUAAUAACAUUCUUAGCCCAAGAAACGGAAGAUACGGACAGAUGAUAGUGUCUGUACGACAACUAUGACAGCUGUUGAGAAAUUUGGACUUCCAGCCUUCCAAAAGUUGUAUCACAUAAGAUAAAAGUGUAAGUAUAAAUGCGAAAAAGUUGAAAGUGUUGCUGGAAAUCCACUUGAAUGGCGUCGCCAAGGGUAACGGAGUAAGGCAAGCCAGCGGACGCGGUGAUGCCACUGCGCAUGCUCGUCAUGGAGAACGGACAAGGCAACGCGACCACCAGCACCGCGACGAGGCUCGGCCUGCCGCCGCUCACCCCCGACCAGCAGGAGGCGCUGCAGAAGGCCAAGAAGUAUGCCAUGGAGCAAAGCAUCCGGAAUGUUUUGGCCAGGCAGACCAUGGCUCAGCAGCAACAGCUCAGCGGACUGCAGAUGGCGUCCUUGUCGGUGGGUUUCGGAGAACUUUCUCCUCUGCAAUCAGUGGCGGCUCAACGCCAGCGUGCCCUGGCCAUCAUGUGCCGCGUCUAUGUGGGCUCUAUCUACUACGAGCUGGGCGAAGACACCAUCAGACAGGCCUUCAUCCCCUUCGGACCCAUCAAAAGCAUCGACAUGUCCUUUGACUCUGUCACCAUGAAGCACAAGGGUUUUGCUUUUGUGGAGUACGAGACGCCAGAAGCGGCUCAACUGGCUCUGGACCAAAUGAACUCUGUCGUUCUCGGAGGACGAAACAUUAAGGUGGGCCGGCCCAGUAACAUCGGGCAGGCUCUGCCCAUCAUCGAGCAGUUGGCGGAGGAAGCACGGGCCUUCAACAGGAUCUACGUGGCGUCUGUUCAUCGUGACCUGUCGGACGGCGACAUCCGGAGCGUCUUCGAGGCCUUUGGGAAGAUCAAGUCAUGCAUGUUGGCUCGCGAACCCACCACGGGACGCCACAAAAGCUACGGCUACAUCGAGUACGACAAGCCCCAGUCUGCCGUCGACGCAGUGGCCUCCAUGAACCUGUUUGACCUGGGCGGCCAGUACUUGAGAGUUGGGAAGGCUGUCACCCCGCCCGUGCCGCUCAUCACCGCCUCCGGAGGCCUGGCCGCGGCCGCCAACUUCAGUGCGCAGGAUCCGGUGGGAGCGUCGGUGCUGCGAGCGCUGGCCGGUCUUCCGCAAGGCGUCAUGGCCGCUCAAGCUCCGGGCGUCAUCACAGGCGUGACCCCGGCUCGAACCGGGCUGCCUCAAGUGGCUCUGGUCAAUCCUGUUCUGGCUGCGCCCCCUGCCCUGAGGAUGGAUGAAGAGCUCCACCAGGGGGCACACCUGGACGCGAGUAAACCGAACGAUGGACACCAUGAUAUCAACAAGAUCGUACGCAAUCACAAAUCGCGUGUGAUGGUCCUGAGAAACAUGGUCGGCCAGGACGACAUCGACGACCAACUGGAAGGCGAGGUGACGGAGGAGUGCGGCAAGUUCGGCCAGGUCAAGCGAGUGGUCAUCUACCAGGAGCGGCAGGGAGAGGACGCCGACGCUGCCGUCAUCAUCAAGAUCUUUGUGGAGUUCAACCACACGGCUGAGAUGAAUCGAGCCGUCCGGGCUUUAGACCGUCGCUGGUUCGGCGGUCGCAAAGUGGCGGCCGAGGCCUAUGAACAGGAGCGCUUUGAGAACAACGACCUGUCGGCAUAGACGCACAGCGACUGGCCAAGGAUGUCCGAUCGGCACGGACGAAGUCAAGGCUACCCUGCGGGCGGAGAAGACGCUAGCCAGCGGCAACCUGGGAGUGCAAGUGCUAGUCUGUCGCCGACGACCACGACCUGUUGGCACUGAGCCUGUCUGUCGGCGCGGGCUUUGCCGAGUGCCAUCUUUCGGCAAAGACGCUUGGAGUGCUGCCACCUGUCAGCAUAGCCGCGUGCUAAUGGCGACUUGCCUGCGUGGCGGCGCAAGCUCCUGUUUGGGUUGGAGCAUCAGAAUUAGGACUCAAUUGAGUGGCGAAACGGCCACGCUCGGCUGUACCUUGACAAGGACGGGAAGUUGCCAGAAAGAACGAUGACGUCUGUUAACAGGCGGGGCUCUUCCACUUGCGCUCACCAUGGUGACCUUUCUUGGCAAUCGCGCAACUGUGCUCCAUGUUACAUCAGCUGACUAACAACUGUUUGAAUCUCAUCGAAUGCCCGCAAGCAUUUUAUAAGUUUCUCUUUUGGUUUUGUAUUAAAGGAAACACAGAAACUGAGCACAA